AUGGUAGCCUUUGCUGGGGUUGGCUCCCGGAUCGGCUCGUGUCAGAAUGAUUCGUCCAGCUAUCGCGCCCGUCAUGUACGAGAUUCAAGUCAGGACAUGUUGAUCCAGCAUCACAACGACUUUCUCAGCUGCGGCCUUUACACUCUGCCCCGUGCCCACCAGGAUCCCUCCUCUUUGCAUGCAAACCCAGCAGUCGUCACGUACGCCAAGAACGCAGCACCUUCAUCGGGCAUCUCUCCAUCUCCCCCAGCUACAUCAUCAUCAUCAUCAUCGCCGUCGUCGUCGUCCUCCUUCUCAUCAACGACACCCCCUCGGCCGACUUCACCCCCGUCGCCGCAGCGUAAAGCUCCCGCGUCUUCUGGCUCCAGCAGCACUGGUCCCCAACGCAAGCGCGCAGCUUCCUCACCCCUGGCACACGUGCAUCCCGACAGCGAGGAUGCACAGGUCGCUAUCAAGCGGCGGCGGAACACCAUGGCCGCGCGCAAGUAUCGCCAAAAGCGCCUCGACCGCGUGUCCCAUCUCGAAGACGCUCUGGCCAGCGUCACCGGCGAGCGCGACCACCUCAAGCUGCCGCUCGCCAGGCGGGAGGCACAGGUUGAAGCGCUCCGGGAAAUGCUGCUGCGGAAGUGA
Ustilaginoidea virens is the source of this 630-nucleotide messenger RNA. RefSeq lists its product as uncharacterized. Gene Ontology annotation, biological process: positive regulation of cellular response to amino acid starvation. Lineage: Eukaryota; Fungi; Ascomycota; Sordariomycetes; Hypocreales; Clavicipitaceae. Bases 1 to 630 code for a protein of 209 amino acids. The record is from RefSeq and is a predicted model, not a curated record. Gene Ontology annotation, cellular component: transcription regulator complex. Gene Ontology annotation, molecular function: DNA-binding transcription factor activity, RNA polymerase II-specific; RNA polymerase II cis-regulatory region sequence-specific DNA binding. The transcript has 2 exons.